AUGACGAGUGGAGAAUUCUCAGAACCACGAUUUUUACAUUCGCCCGGAAUCAUUGAUCUAUGCUUGAAUAAGGCUGAAGAUUCGUCGGGUCCAAUGGCAUUUAUUUCGAGUGGAGUGGACGGGGAUGUGUGGUUGUGGAAUGCAGAAGCACUGGAUGAUGCUGAAUAUGAACCAAAGAGUGCACAGGGUCGAACACAUCAUUCGAUCGCGUGGCAUGGCGACAGUAUUUAUGUGGGACAUACGUUAACAGAUCCACGAACAAAUGUGGAAAAAUCAGUGGUAUCGCGAUUUUCUUUGGAUGAUUUCGUGGUCUCAUUACCGCUGGCAUCAUUCUCGCUGGAUACAACCACCAUCGAUGUCUCUUCGGAUGGCGCAAUUCUGAUUGCUGGAGCCGUUGAUCACAUCGUGAAAGUGAUUCAAUUGGAGACUCGUAAUUAUGCUCGAUUGGAAUGUGAUGGACAAAUAAUGUGUGUUCGAAUCGAUCCUCGAGUGGAGUUGUUCGCCGUGUCUGCAUCAGACGGCACUUUGCGCAUGUAUCCAGUUGCUGCAGAAAGUGGUCAACAGCCACUACGCUCAAUACGAAUCUCAUCGCGAAUCCCUGAUAUUGAGUCAGUUUUUGCGCUCAAUUCCAUGUGGACGUUUUCCGGAUUGAAAUAUUUCUUUUUGAAAUUGAUGUGUUAUUUGAGACCAUCGCAAUCCCGACUGCAAAUUUGCUGGUCACCAAGUGGUGAAUAUUUGUUUGCGGUGGUUCAAGGUGGUGUGAAACGUUUCAAACGUGACACGUUCGAAGAGGACACGCUGAUGCUGAUCGCCAUUUCAGCCGCUCAAGAUGUGUUCAGCACGUGCUGUAUAUCAUCAUGUGGCACAUUUGUGGCCGCCUCUUCAAUGAACGGUACGAUUUGCGUGUGGAACUCGGAAUCUGGUCAGUUGUUGUCAUCGAGUCGGUACGUGAGAAAUGGUGAAUCAAAGAUUAUCACUUCGAUGGUUUGGCAUCCGACACUCAGCGAAACGUUAUUCUUCGCCGAUAGUGAAGAGCAUAUUUGUUCGUUGAGUAAAUGUACGAAAGAAGUUAAAUCCGAAAGUGAGUCUGAAAGUCGGCAGGAAAAAACUUCAUCGAAACGAAGAGCUAUUGUAGAAAGUGAUGACGAGGACACGAGACUAUCAGCCGAUUUGGGUGCGAUUAAACGAGCAUACGGGUUUGACGAUGAAGGGGUUCACGUCAGCGAGAAAAGCCCUGAACCAGUUGGCUCAUCCGUUCCGAUCGAACAACGACCAUUCAUGCCCGUGCGAGCACUCGAGCCAUUUCCAGCCUAUAAACCACCCAAAAUACCGAAUUCAUUCGUCACUUCUUCAUCACCAACACAUUUGUCGCAGAGAUAUCUGAAAUGGAAUCAGUACGGUACAGUGACAAGUUAUUCGACUGCUGAAGAAAACACUAUCGAGGUUCGAUGGCAUGAUGUAUCUAUACAUUCCGAUAUAAUCAUGGAUAAUUCAGUGUACAGAUACACAAUUGCUGACAUAAGCGUUGAGUUGGUCGCAUUUGCGUCUCAAUUCGAAAACGACUCGCCGAGUGAACUACGAGUGCAGUGUGUGAACGCUUGGGAUACUGGCUCACGUGAGUGGAGCACGCAAAUGCCUACGAAAGAAUCUAUUCAAAACAUGUCGAUUGCUGAGCAAUUCCUGGCCGUGGCUACUUCAAAACGACAUAUACGGAUAUUCUCACACGCUGGCACACAAUUGUUGGUCAUAUCACAUCCAGGCCCCGUAUUAACAAUGUGUUCGGCACGCAGUUAUCUCACAACAGUCUCGCUGAAUGGUGGUUAUUUCUUUGAAGAAAUGAACGAUGAGGAUACUGAUGGCAAUGAGGAUGAUAUUAGUAAACCUCAAUUCAAUAUGAAUAUUAACAGAUAUGAAAUAAGGGCUGGUCAUUGGUUUCGCAGUGAGUCCGUUGUGAAAACUGCUCCUAUAGCAUUGUCACCAAACGCGGCGUUAGAAUGGAUUGGUUAUACAAGAAAUGGCUUGUUGUGCACUAUGGACAGUACAUAUUGUGUACGUUUACUGAGCGAAAAUGGUAUUUGGUUACCGAUUUACGAUUUUUCAACGGAGAUCAAAUCGAAAUCCGAUUGUAUCUUUAUGAUCGGUAUUGUGGAGCAUCCAACACAAGAGAUACGUUAUGUGUAUUGCAAAGGAACACACUAUCCACCUGUUGUGAGCAAACUUUUACCGUCGAUCGCUCAAUGGAAUAUACCUUUAUGUAAUCAGGAAUCAGAGAAAUCGCAACUGGAAGAAAAACUGAUUCGGAGUGAACUGUUGAGAUGUGCUUUUGAAUACUGCGGUUCCAGUUCGAAUGUGAACACUCAGGAAUUCAAUGGGGAGUAUGCUCGAGAGGUGAUACGUUUAUUUGCGUUAGCUUGCAAAUCAGAUCGUGAAUGUCGUGCCGCCGAAUUUGCUAAUUAUGCUUACGGUACGGCGAAUAUCAUUCAGACAUUGUGCAAUUUCGCUGCGAAAACACGACAUCCUCUGUUGGUUGAAAAGGUCGCUGAGAUUGGCCGUAAGAAUGCAAAUUCAACGGAUACGAAGAGAAGAUCGCUUGCAAUUGAACAUCGUCGAUAUAUUGAAGAAUUAGACGAUAGGAAUCGAAGUCAUUUUGAGGAUGGUGGCCGUGAUGAGGGAACCGUAUUAGCACCAAAGCUGAUUCCAAAGUAUAUUAAUUGGGAAGGUUCGUUUCAGCGUUUAAUCGGGAAACGGAAGCUUGCAAAUGUGCGUGGAUUAGUGAACGACAGCGAGCAUAAUCAAGAGGAUAAUAACGAAGAUGCAUCAGUUGAAAGACAAGAAAACGAAGAUUCGGUUGAAACAAAUAUGGACGUGACAUCAGAUCAACAUGAUAUCUCAUCAGUGUCCUCGAUUCAGUCCACUGAGUCAUCGAUAAAUCCUUAUUUCGCUACCUCGAAAACAAGUCAUAAUCCAUUCAAGAAACGUGUCACGAGCGUAUCGAUGAAUGAAAGUCAAGAGAAUUUAUUCGAUGCGUUGUCAACACCCUCACCGGGAGCAUCCGUUUUUAGUAAAUCAUCGAAAUCAGUGUUCCAAACAACACCGUUGAAUGAUUCAAAUAAAGCGAAAAAAAUGAGAAAGCAAAUGGCUUCCAGUUCGAAGCAGUCACUGCUGAAUUUCACUACUCCGAAAGAAGAUUCAAGUGCUGCCACAAAAACAGACACAGCAAAGACUGGUUUCCAGUUAUGGUUUGAAUCGGUCGAAAGUGAGCUGAAAAGUCAGAACGACGGUAUUACGGACGAGGACGAAAUCGUGCAUCUGGCCACUCGUCAGUUCAAGCAGUUGGACGCCGAAGAGAAAAAAGUUAGCGAUGUGAUCGAUUAUUGA
This is a messenger RNA of Anisakis simplex (herring worm), 3378 nucleotides long. Lineage: Eukaryota; Metazoa; Nematoda; Chromadorea; Rhabditida; Anisakidae. The record is from the annotation of a GenBank genome assembly.